Molecule: messenger RNA, 744 nt
Organism: Staurois parvus
Lineage: Eukaryota; Metazoa; Chordata; Amphibia; Anura; Ranidae
Source: the annotation of a GenBank genome assembly
AUGCCUAUCCUCAAGCAGUCCAGCUCUCACUCAAAGAAGCGAACACGCAUAGAUCGAGAGAUGAUCAGUGCCCCUUUAGGGGAUUUUCGACACACUAUGCAUGUUGGUAGAGGUGGGGAUGUGUUUGGAGAUACAUCUUUCCUCAGUAACCAUGGCCCUGCCUCUGCUCCACCAGUGGAAGUACCAGCCGCUAAGAAAAGUCACUCAGAUCAAGUAGAUUGGCUUCCACUGGAUUGUGGGCUAAAACAUGCCGAAUCUAUGUUGUCCUUCCAUCUUGAUCUUGGCCCAUCCAUUUUGGAUGAUGUUUUGGGCGUUAUGGACAGAGAUGCUCACACCGCUGACUGGAACAGUCCUGAUGACCAAUGUGAUUACAAAUUUUCUGCAGACAGCAGUAAGCUUGCACAGCUGUCUUCCAUCACAGAAUCCCCAGGAAGCCAUUACAGUCUCUCUACCACACUCCCUAUUACAAACCCUAGCUUGGAUUAUAAUGCAAGUGACAUCUCUGAAAACCUGGAAGGAAACCGAUCGGCCUAUGAAGGGGAUAGUGAAGAAGAAAAACGUUCUAUAUAUGAAGGGGUUGCUGACAGUCCAGCACAAAAUAACAGUUUUCACACUAGUCACUGUGAAGUGCUUGAUGAUGAUGAUGAGAGGAGGAGGAGGAGGAGGAAGUUGGCCAAGGAUAUACAUUUGAAGAUGAUCUGGAUGAUGAGAUUGGCGUAUAGGAGUAUAAACUAUAAUACAUAA